Molecule: messenger RNA, 1184 nt
Organism: Triplophysa dalaica
Lineage: Eukaryota; Metazoa; Chordata; Actinopteri; Cypriniformes; Nemacheilidae
Product: endonuclease domain-containing 1 protein-like
Exons: 2
Coding region: 39-992 (317 amino acids)
Molecular function (GO): metal ion binding; hydrolase activity; nucleic acid binding
Source: RefSeq, a predicted model, not a curated record
CUUUGUAUCUCUUGUGAUAAGGUUUAGCUUGAACACGGAUGAGAAUGCGUCUGUUAGUUGCCUGUAUAGUCUGUGUGCUGCUGGCACUGAGCUUUCCAGGCAUCGUCUCCAAACUUGAAGACAACUUCACUAAAUGCAGUGAUUUCUUUUUUCAAGGGGAGUCUCCAGUGAUUCCAGGCAUUCUGGAGAAUUCAGAGCCACAGAAUAAUGAUUACAGAGUAGUCUGUCAAAAAUAUAGGAACAAGAUCAGGUAUGCAACACUUUACGAUACAAAGAAGAAGAUUCCUGUUUUCUCUGCUUACAAAUACACCGGAACAAAAGUAUUUGUGAAACAAGAAAGUCUGCGAACUCGGAUGAUUGAGUUGGAGCUUGAACCCAAAGAUGCUGAAAUGCGUGUGCCAUUUGAAAAUCAGGCAAGAAAUAAAGACUACUGGAUAAAAAACACAUAUAAAUAUUUCCCCGGUACAUUAUUUUCUAUGAGUCACACAGCUGAUGAAGAAACUGCUGAAUCUAUACUUACACUCACCAACAGUGUGCCGCAGACAAAUGGCUUCAGGGAUGGAAUUUGGAAUCUCGUGGAUCAAACAACUAAGGAAAGCAUGGAAAAUGACUGUAUAGAUAACAAUCACAACUUAGUUGCCUAUGUGAUGACAGGAGCCGUACCUGGUAAUACAAUGUUGAAUCAAAGAGUGAACGUUCCAUCAUACAUGUGGACGGCAUUUUGCUGCUAUAACAGUGCAACAACAUCAUGGGUCUCUAAGGCUUAUUACACUGAAAACAAACGGAAAAAUGUGACCAAGAUCAAACUUAAGAGCCUCAUGGAUUUACAGGAAUUUCUAACAACAAAAUUGGGUAAAAAAGUUGAGCUGUUUAAAAACAAUUGCAGUCUGGAUGACUCAAAGUUCAGACGCUGGAUUCUACCAAACCGAAGACUGAAGAAGUAUAUUAUGCGUGCUUCAGAGCGGCACGGCGAAGUUCAUUACCUGUCUUAGAAUGGUUCAACAUGCAUCCUUUCAUCAGAUGGAGAUGGACAGAACAAAUGGAUCCUUCAUUGCAUGUGCUGUUAUGAUAAUCUCCAGCAAUACAUCCUGUUCUUUGAAUUAAAAGCUUGAAUAUGUAUUGCUGUCUUCUUCAGCAGAGCAAUGUCACCUUUUUUGGAUCAAAUGGCUUUUCUAGAAAUUGUG